AUGAGCAAGCGAUCGUUUAUUAUCGAGCAUAUGGAAGACGGCAUGCACGAUUGGUGUGUGCUGGAAUACAAGCACAUGUUGCAGAACAUUGGUCCCGAUCACCUUUGGUUUUCCGGACUGUCCGAUGCAUGCUUGAAUGAGAAUAUGCCUGAAGAAUUGAAGCAAGCCCAUUGUCACCAAGAAGACGUGCUUCACUUGCCCGGCGUCGAUCCUAGCGAGAUUUGUCUGCUCGAUCCGGCUGGUGAGUCUGAUUUGGCGCCUGAGGACGGCGAUAAAUUCAAGUACUUUUUGUUCGGUGGUAUUUUGGGUGACGAUCCACCACAAGACCGUACAAAGGAGUUGCGCAAACUUGGAUUUGCCGGUCGUCGUUUGGGCCCUGUGCAAAUGACCACCGAUACCGCCGUCAAUGUGACCAAACGCGUGGUGGAAGACCGAAGUAAGACCACGAAAAAAGAUAGAAAGGAGGAAAUAUGA
Molecule: messenger RNA, 474 nt
Organism: Radiomyces spectabilis
Lineage: Eukaryota; Fungi; Mucoromycota; Mucoromycetes; Mucorales; Radiomycetaceae
Product: SAM-dependent RNA methyltransferase
Exons: 2
Coding region: 1-474 (157 amino acids)
Biological process (GO): peptidyl-arginine methylation
Molecular function (GO): protein-arginine omega-N monomethyltransferase activity
Source: RefSeq, a predicted model, not a curated record